Lolium perenne is the source of this 2183-nucleotide messenger RNA. RefSeq lists its product as uncharacterized. Lineage: Eukaryota; Viridiplantae; Streptophyta; Magnoliopsida; Poales; Poaceae. The record is from RefSeq and is a predicted model, not a curated record.
CCCAACAACGCACCUUUCCCUCCCAAGGCCAAGAAAUCUCCAAGCCCUAGGACAUUCCCCGCCAUGGCGCCUCGCCGCCGCCGCGACAAACCACAGCGCUCCUCCCCUCCUCCGCCUCCUCCCAUGCCGCCCGGACGCCGCCGCCGCGACUACGAACCAGAGCGCAACUCCCCUCCUCGCGUGUCGUCCGAACGCAACCGCGGCGACCGCCGCGACCAGCGAUACUCUUGGUUCCCCUAUCCUCUUCCCAACGGCGAUGAAAUUCUUGUCUACAAAGAUAAGGAUGGGGUUCUCUUCACCGACCAUGGCGGGCCGACACGACCCGUCGAAGAUGUCAUCAGGGAAUUCCGCUCCGACCACAGCCGCGACCCUCCACCGCCGACUGUUGAUGAAUCUGACUCCAAACGCCCCGAGGAAGAUCAACAAAAGGCCACUCCCAGCCCUGGACCAUCCCCAGCGCAAUACACCAAGGAAUAUCAACAAGCGGCCACUCCAGACCCUGCACCAUCCCCAUCGCAAUACAUCCAGGAAGAUUCGCCUGCACCUCAGCAAACGCCCACUCCAAACCCUGGACCCUCCCCAGCACAAUUCUGGGCUGGUCUGCUGGACAAAGCUUUUGCUGAACACAAGCUGGAGAUGGCUCAAAGGCGCAAGGAGUUGCUUGAGGCUACAAAAUUGGAGGAAUCGUCAAUCACUAAUGCUUCCUCUUCCUCUUCUUCUCUGUCGCAGUCUCCUUUGAGCAAGGAGUUGCUUGACACUACAAAAGUGCCGGACUCAUCCAUCACUGAUGCAUCUUCCAUCUCUCUGCCACAGCCUACACCGCUCUUGAAGGAGUUGUUUGACACUAUAACACUGGACAAAUCGUGCAUCACUAGCGUUUCUCCUUCUCUGCUGCAAUCUCUAUUGUCUGGGGUGCCAGAUCCCUUGGCAUUGAAGCUUGACAAGGCUCUCAUGUCGUCUUCAUUUGUUUCUUCCUUGGUGCCCACUGGUCUUUUUAUAAAAUAUUUUGUCAGAGUUGACAAGGAGGGGUUUUUCCAUACAUAUCCUGACCGUGGAGGGCCAUUUAAGACCUUAGAGAAAGCCCAGGAAGCUAUUGAUUCACAUCACGUUGUUCAGCGAGAAAUGAUGUGUAUGGAUGGCCUUUCUGAUGAGGAGAGGGCCAUACGGAACACUCUAUACUGGUAUCAUGAUGGCACAAGGAAGCACUCAGCAGAAGCCUUUGCUUCCUGUACGACCCGUAACUCAACAUGGGAAUUGCUUAAAGCUUUACUAGACAUACACAACGAGGACAAUGAUCUUCUGGGGGAUCGUGCAUAUGAACUAAAAGAUAUUGUGAGUGACAAUUCAUGUUUUGAUGGGAAAGACUGCAUUUAUAGCUCUUAUUCUCAUUUCAAUCUGACCAUGAAGACUAAAGGAGCUGAUCCCAACAACGAUAUAUAUUUUGCUGAAGUCACGUGUAUGAGUGGCGAUUAUGAAGCAUAUGUGCUCACCUGUUUCUGCAUGGUUAAACCUGACCACAAUGGUGAAUGCGCUGUGUGUGAAGUUGAAAUGGAAGACAUUAAGCACCCUACUGAUGAUGUAUACAAUCAUGGUCGCCGCAACAAGUUUCAUGUUUAUAGAUCACGCUGUCAUUCUCGUGCACAUGGAAUUGAUUUAUUUGAGCAGCUAUUUGCCGUGCGUGAUGAGGCUUGGCUGGUAGAAGAGGAGGCUAGGGUGAGAUGCAUGAUUAAGGAAGGGAAGGAUGCUAGGAGCAGCAAGUUGGAGGUGGACAACAUAGGGGAUGACAUGAUUAAGGAAGGGAAGGAGGCUAGGCGCAUCAAAUUAGAGGUGGACAACAGAAGGGAUGACCAUGCAAAGAGGGAUAAGUAUGUCGUACCGGCUCGACGAAAAUCGGUUGAAUGCCAUCUAUCCAGAGUCUGUAUCUAACGGCCGGUCAACUAAUGUUCUUGAUUGGCGCAGUUGGCAUGGAAUGGUGCCUUUAUAUGUGUCCCUAGGAGAGUACUGACCUGAAGCUGCAAUCUAAUGUCAUCUAUCCAGAGUCUGUAUUUGACAGAGCAUUUAUAUGGACGUGAUUGGUAGGUCGUAGGACCUUGAAACAGGCCACGGGGAGCAAAUUUUGGCCUGUUUGGUUGCUCACGACACCCCUGCGUAGCAGUCAACGGGGAAAACCUAUUUAUCGCUUA